Molecule: messenger RNA, 2229 nt
Organism: Hibiscus syriacus
Lineage: Eukaryota; Viridiplantae; Streptophyta; Magnoliopsida; Malvales; Malvaceae
Exons: 7
Coding region: 1-2229 (742 amino acids)
Source: RefSeq, a predicted model, not a curated record
AUGCCUCCAAUCAACGAUUCGGCCGUGGUUGAUUUCCAUCAUCCACUUUUCUUGAAUCCAUCAGAUACUCCAAGCACUCCACUCAUCUCUCAUCAAUUAGUUAGAUUGGAGAACUCUAAUAUUUGGAGCAGGUCGAUGCGAAUAACACUUUUGGCAAAGAACAAACUUGGCUUCGUUGAUGGUUCUUGCCAGAAAGACAGUUAUGGUCCUGACUUGCAUCCUCAGUGGGAGAGGUGUAAUGUAAUCGUGCUAUCCUGGAUUCUCAACGCUGUGAGUAAGGAGCACUCGACAGGCGUCGUCUUCGCUUCAAAUGCGGCUUCGGUUUGGGACGAUCUGAGGGAGCGCUUUGAUAAGGAUGAGUAUAUUGCUCUUGUGUUGAUUCCUUCCAGUGAGUGUGUGAAUUCGCAGCAGUACUCCAGGCAUAUUACUCAGCAGCAGCUUCUUCAGUUUAUCAUGGGCUUGAAUGAGACAUAUUCGUUGAUUCGAAGCCAAAUCCUGCUGAUGCAACCUCUUCCUUCGGUUAACCAGGCAUAUUCCAUGGUUGCUCAAGAGGAGUCUCAGCGAAUCCAGCUAUCUUUUAUGCCAAGUCUUGAUUCCUCGGUAUUUUAUUCCAAAGGUUCUGGGAUUCCCGAUCGUCGUCGGUUUCAAGUAGCUAUCUCUGAAUCUACUACUGUUCUUGAACCUGCUGUUGUGUAUGACCUUACUAAAGCCUCUGGAAAGUUGAGUAUUGUUGAUGGUAAUCUUCCUGCCUAUAAUAAAUCAUUGACUUGGAUUUUAGAUACAGGUGCCACAGAUCAUAUACUAUCUGAUUUUCAAUGCUUGUUGUCUCCUGUUUUAUGUUCCUCACGGUCCAUUCUACUACCAAAUGGUAAAACAGUCCUGGUCACAUAUAUUGGUUCUUUCUUCCUGAAUUCAAAUACAAACCUGUCUAAUGACCUCUCAAGUGGAAGGAUGAAGGGGAUUGGUAAGGAGUGUAGAGGACUUUAUUUUUUUCAGUCACCUGCUUUACCUACUGGUUUGUCGUCUACACAUAAUUCUUCAAAUGUGCAGUCUCCUGUUUUUUGCUCUAAUAUGUCUUGUGAUUCAAAAUUGUUUGAUUCUGGUCAUGUAUUCUUCAUCAAAGCUCAUGUGUUUAGACUCCCCAACAAAAUGGGGUUGUUGAACACAAACAUAGACAUAUUCUUGAAGUUGCAAGGGCUCUUAGGUUUCACUCAAAGAACUCCUUUCGAGGCUCUUUACCAUAAAUCUCCUGACCUCUCUCAUCUAAGGGUAUUUGGGUGUUUAUGUUAUGCUACCAAGCUUAACUAUAGAGACAAAUUCUCUCUUAAGGCUAUCCCUUGUGUUUUCAUGGGAUAUUCUUCAACUCAAAAUGGGUACAUUUUGUUUAGUCUUCAAUCACAACAGUUUCUUGUGAGUAGGGAUGUGGUGUUUCAUGAAGUAAAUUUUCCCUUUCAUUUUCCUGUUUCAGAAUCCUCUCCUUUUUUCCCUUCACAUUCUCAUAUUCCUGACUCUGAUUUUCUGAUUCUUGAUUCUUCACUACCUAUUGAUUCUUCUCAUAUUGAUAAUUCUUUAAAUCCUUUGCAUGAAGUUCCUAUUAUGUCACAUAUUGAUUCUUCCAGUUCUUCACUACCUCUUGGUUCUACACCUAUUCCAUUCAUUUCUCCAUCUGAUGCCUCAACAGGUGCAUCUGGUAGUCCAUUUGGCUCUUCAUCAAGUCCUUCUAAAGCUGAUAUUCCUCCUUUAGCACAUGAUUCAUUUGUGUCUAGGCGUUCCUCUCGUGUCUCCAAGCCUCCAACAUGGUUAAAUGAUUAUGUAAGUUCUUGCCAAUCCACUUCAUCCUCUACUAAUUACCUUGUUUCCAAGUACAUUUCUUACUCUCAUUUACCCUCACAUACUAAACAUUUUUUGGCUUCUAUUUCUCAUUCUCCUGAACCCACCACUUAUCAAGAAGCUUGUCAACAUCCGCAAUGGCAGAAGGCCAUGAGAGAGGAGAUUCAAACAUUGGAGUUAAAUAAUACUUGGACUGUGGUACCUUUACCUUCUGGUAAAAUUCCCAUUGGCUGCAAAUGGGUUUAUAAAAUCAAGUAUCGUGCUUCGGGUGUGGUGGAACGGUUCAAGGCUCGGUUGGUGGCCAAAGGGUACAGUCAAAAGGAGGGUGUUGACUAUGUGGAGACUUUUUCUCCUGUUGCUAAACUUACCACUGUGAGAUUGGUUUUGGCUCUUGCUUAA